Molecule: messenger RNA, 1375 nt
Organism: Harmonia axyridis
Lineage: Eukaryota; Metazoa; Arthropoda; Insecta; Coleoptera; Coccinellidae
Gene: betaggt-II
Product: geranylgeranyl transferase type-2 subunit beta
Exons: 2
Coding region: 161-1159 (332 amino acids)
Biological process (GO): protein geranylgeranylation
Cellular component (GO): Rab-protein geranylgeranyltransferase complex
Molecular function (GO): Rab geranylgeranyltransferase activity
Source: RefSeq, a predicted model, not a curated record
GUGCUUAUCCUUAUCAGUCUGUGAUUUGUAUUUUCAGCUGAUUUUAAUUUUUAAUUUUUUUGAACAGAAACCUCACAAACAAUACAAAACAUACGUCGAAUAGAUAAAAAUCAUUGAUAUUCUAGGAAAAUUGCCUUUAAAUUUACGUUAUAUAGUUACUAUGAAUGCCGUAUACCAAAAGGAUGUACAUUUGAAUCAAAAUGUACCUACUACAAUUCUUUUCUCAAAACAUAUAGAGUUCCUCACAAAUUAUGGAGAACACAAAGAUAAUUAUGAAGCUACCAUGACAGAAUAUCUGAAAAUGUCUGGAAUGUAUUGGUGCCUUACAGCCUUAGAAUUAAUAAAUUCGUCACCUUUCCCCAAGUAUAAAAUAGUAGAAUUUAUUAAAAGCUGCCAAGAUCCAGAUUGUGGAGGAAUUAGUGCUUGUAUUGACCAUGAUCCUCAUUUACUGUACACCUUAAGUGCUGUACAAAUUUUAUGUUUAUACGAUAGUUUGGAUGAAAUAGAUGUUGAAGGUGUUAUCAAGUAUAUUGUUUCGUUGCAGCAACCUGAUGGCAGUUUUGCAGGUGAUAAAUGGGGGGAAAUUGAUACAAGAUUUUCAUUUUGUGCAGUUGCAACACUGUCACUUCUCAAAAAAUUAGAUGCCAUAAAUGUUGAAAAGGCUACUGAGUUUGUUAAAUCUUGCAUGAAUUUUGAUGGAGGAUUUGGUUCAAGACCUAAUUCGGAAAGUCAUGCUGGACUCAUUUAUUGCUGCAUUGGAUUCUUAUCCAUUGUUGGAAGGUUAGAUAUUGUACAACAGGAUAAUCUAGCUUGGUGGUUAUGUGAGAGACAAUUACCAUCUGGAGGUCUCAAUGGAAGACCGGAAAAAUUACCAGAUGUUUGUUAUUCAUGGUGGGUCCUAUCUUCAUUAGCUAUACUAGGCAAACUUCAUUGGAUUGAUCGCAAUGCUCUCAAGAAAUAUAUACUAGCAUGUCAAGAUGAAGAGACUGGAGGAUUUGCAGAUAGGCCAGGUGAUAUACCUGAUCCUUACCAUACACUUUUCGGACUUGCAGCUUUAUCGCUUAUUGGAGAAGAUUCAAUCGAAGAAGUGAAUGCAGUAUUUUGUAUGCCACAGGCUGUUAUAGAUAAACUAGGGAUAAAAACUCAAAUGCUGAAAUAAUUCCAUAAGAUUUUGUAAUGAUUUUUGAUAUAUUUCAAUCUGAACAUUUUCCGUUUUUUUCAUAUACAUUAAUAAGGGAUUUAAAUAUUUUUAAAUAUGUAAUGAAAUGAUACUUGUGAAAAUAUUGAGAUUGUUUUAUCCAUAUCUCUCUUUGAAUUACCUAGCAUGUAAUAUUGAUAUGACUUAUUGUACACUAAUAUAGAACAUAUAAAACAG